GAAAACGCUUAUUUCGCUCUAUUAGCCUUGUUGGCAUACCUUGUCUCCUGGACCAACGCAUCGAUUGGUGACCAAAGCUAUGUUUACAAAGAAUGCAUUUCUGCUUGCGUCAGCGCAGAAUGCAAUGUUUCAGUUCCUAAUGCCUCAACAUCAAGUCUAUACACGCCCCCAGUUCUAGCCCUACACGAGCGUGCUGUAGUCUGGAACUGUGAGGAUGAGUGCAAGUACAACUGCAUAUGGUGGGCAGUGGAAGCAUUUCAACAGGAUGGCCUACCAGUGCCACAGUUUUAUGGAAAGUGGCCUCAAGUGAGGAUUUUUGGAAUUCAAGAGCCCGCGUCUGCCUUAUUUUCUCUUCUCAAUUUAUUUGCACAGUGGCACACGCUUAAUUUGUUUUGCGAAAAUAUUCCCUGGCGCUCACCAAUGUCAUUUACUUGGGUCUUCUUCUCGUUGGUCGGCAUAAAUGCGUGGUUCUGGUCAACUGUAUUCCACACUUAUGACACCAGAUUUACGGAGUAUGUAACCGGUACCUGUUUUAUGAAGCGAAUGGAUUACUUGUCAGCGUUUGGCUACGUCCUGGCGCUGCUCUCUGUACUUAUUAUGCGGAUAUUGUACAGACAGCCAACACUUAUAAAAGUGGUGGCUGGGGGCUUCAUUUUCAUGUGUUUUGCUGGUCACGCAUACCGCCUGCUCUUUACUCGAUUUGGUUACGACCAGAACAUGCAAGUGAAUGUUUUAUUCGGUUCUCUGACAAUACUUGGAUGGCUGUUUCUACCCCGCCUUGCAUUUGAUAGAGUUCAACAGGAGUACGCAAAAUACAUCCAACUAGCAGUUUCUCUAAUUGGCUGUGCAUCGGUAUUGGAGAUUUUUGACUUCCCGGCCAUUCUCUGGCUAUUCGAUGCUCACUCUCUGUGGCACGGCUCUACCAUCGGCAUUCAUUAUCUAAUCAUCAAGUAA
Molecule: messenger RNA, 954 nt
Organism: Dibothriocephalus latus
Lineage: Eukaryota; Metazoa; Platyhelminthes; Cestoda; Diphyllobothriidea; Diphyllobothriidae
Source: the annotation of a GenBank genome assembly